Poecilia latipinna (sailfin molly) is the source of this 7629-nucleotide messenger RNA. Its product is annotated as tensin-like. Lineage: Eukaryota; Metazoa; Chordata; Actinopteri; Cyprinodontiformes; Poeciliidae. The record is from RefSeq and is a predicted model, not a curated record. Gene Ontology annotation, molecular function: protein binding. Bases 737 to 5782 code for a protein of 1681 amino acids. The transcript has 35 exons. Gene Ontology annotation, biological process: fibroblast migration. Gene Ontology annotation, cellular component: focal adhesion.
GACUGAGUAAAUGCUGCAGCAUCACUGCAUGUAUGUGUGUGAGAGCGUGUGUGUCGCUGAGCAGCACGGAGCGAAAGAGAUGGACAAGUGUGUGUAAGCAGAGUGUGUGAAUGCAAAGCACCGGCGAUCCUGAGCCUGGAGGGGUAGCCGUGUGAUGAGAGAGGAGGAAGGGGCGGGGGGUAGGGGCUGUUCUGCCUGCGAACACAUUUGCCAGGACAGCGUUACAUGCAGGCGAGCGUAUGUAUGUGUGUGUGAGGGAGAAAAGUGAGUGAGGGUAUGCCAGCGUAGGUGUAGCGGUGUCGUCGAUCAGCAGCGGGCUCUUCGCAUUAUGCAGCCGACGGUACUGAUCACACUUUGAGGACUGACUCAUCCAGACUAGACUGAGAAGACGAAUGGAUGAACAUACAGGGAGACAUUUUUUAGCUCAAAAAAUGCUCCAGGUCCUCCAAGAUUGUUCAAAGGUCUAGUCCUUUUCGGGGAUUGCUGGUAGCCCCUCUUGUUUCCUUACAAAUUGGAAUUGCAGGCACACAGACAGACAUUCAAAAUUUCCAGAACCUCCUGAAAGGAACAUAAAUCCUCAAUCAUUGUCUGACUCAGACACUUCAUAUUUGCUCCAGGGACUAGGACAAGAGGAUCUCCUGUCUUUCCAUAGUCUUGAGGACGGUUGCAGGAUCCUUUCCCAGUGCCGGGAGUGGGAGAUAAGAAGGCUGGCAGACAAGACGGGAGAGACACAGGCAUGGCUCGCCUCAACUGGUGCCUGGCUGCUGUCAUUAGCUGGGGCAAGUUCCUCUUUGCCUGUUUCUUUCCUCUGCGAGGAGCCAAGCGAAACAAGCCCGACGAGCUGGAGGGCGUCCACACACACACCUUCAAGCUGAAGCCGUUCAAGAAGGCAAAGAGUUGUGAUAUUUGCAAGCAGGCUAUCACCAAGGAGGGUCUCAUCUGUAAAGCAUGCCGCCUGUCCUGCCAUAAGAAAUGUGAAGUGAAGGUCACUACAUCAUGUCAGACAGCGACCAGCUGUGAGCCGCCUCCCACUCCACAGCUGCCGCUAAAGCAUGUAGAUACUCCGGGAUCUACGAGGUCCUGCAAAAGUGUGGAGAUUCGGAGAAAGCAGUCAGGCGUGCUUCAGGCCAUGGAGGAGAGCUAUGAGGUGGACCUGGUCUACAUCACUGAGAGGAUCAUCUCCCUCUCCUUCCCCGCCGCGGCCGAUGAGCGCAGCUACACCAACAACCUCAAAGAGGUGGCCACCAUGCUGCAGUCCAAGCACGGCGAACACUACCUGGUGCUCAACUUGAGCGAGCAGCGGAACGACUUAACCAAGUUAAACCACAAGGUUCUGGAGUUCGGCUGGCCAGAUCAUCAUGCUCCGGCACUGGACAAGAUCUGCAGCAUGUGCAAAGCCAUGGACACGUGGCUGAGCGGAGACCAGCGCAACGUCGUGCUGCUGCACAACAAGGGGAAUCGAGGUCGAACAGGCGUAGUAGUGGCUGCGUAUAUGCACUACAGCAACAUAUCUGCAAGUGCUGACCAGGCGCUCGACCGGUUCGCCAUGAGGCGAUUCUACGAGGACAAAGCUCUUCCUGGCGGUCAGCCGUCACAGAGAAGGUAUGUGCAGUACUUCAACGGCCUCCUGUCUGGACACAUCAAGAUCAACAACAAGCCGCUCUUCCUGCAUCAUGUCAUCAUGCACGGCAUACCCAACUUUGAAUCCAAAGGCGGAUGCCGGCCGUUCCUGAAGAUCUACCAGGCGAUGCAGCCGGUCUACACAUCCGGAAUCUACAAUGUGCAGGGAGACAGCAACACCAGUAUCUGCAUCACCAUAGAACCUGGGCUGCUUCUGAAAGGAGACAUCCUGCUGAAGUGUUACCAUAAGAGGUACAGGAACCCAACCAGAGACGUGGUGUUCAGGGUCCAGUUCCACACCUGUGCCAUCCACGACCUUGGGGUCGUUUUUGGGAAGGCGGAGCUUGAUGAGACCUUCAAAGAUGAAAGGUUCCCAGAGUACGGGAAGGUGGAGUUUGUUUUCUCCUACGGACCAGAAAAAAUCAGAGGUUUGGACCACUUGGAGAAUGGGCCAAGUGUUUCUGUGGACUACAACACCCAGGACCCCCUGAUCCGCUGGGACUCAUAUGAGAGCUUCUGCCAUCCCAGUGAGGACGCAGUGGACACAGAGAACGACGUUGGUCAUACUCAAGGUCCGCUUGAUGGAAGUCUUUAUGCCCGGGUCCGAAAGAAAGACUCCCUGGAGGGAGUUGUUUCCAUUAAUGGCCUUCCAGUCCGUGAAAACCCCUUGACAAAUACAGAGGGCUCAUUGCAGCAAUCUAACCAUCACCUCCAAAAGACUGAGCAGUCCCUUCCAGUGGCAGGUCACACCUCCCUUCCUGCCGUAGAUCAUACCCUUUCUGUGAGCAGUGACUCAGGCAACUCUACUGCAUCAAUCAAGACUGAUCGCACUGACGAGCACAGCCAUUCCCUGCACACAGCUGCAGGUCACAGCAACUCAACAACAGCCCACCCAACACUUAGCCCCCAGGAGAAACGAGAACUAGACCAGCUUCUUAGUGGCCUUGAGCCACCAACUCAGCGCCAGGCUUACUUGUCCACAUCUACAAGUCCAGGAGGAGGGGUUCGACACCUGGUUCCAGCGCAGGUGCAUGUCAACGGGGGCCAUACCAGGAUUCUUAGGGCACCCUCAACAGAGGAGCGUGAAACUGAUAUCCUUGAUGACGAGCUUCCUAAUAGUCAAGAGGGCAACAGCGUUGAUAGCUUGGGUACACUCUCAUCUUUAGAGGGUCAGGCAACACCAGCGAGCCUCUACUACCAAUCACAGACACCUGUUGGUGGCCAGAACGACGGCCCAUACCUUGAGAGAAACGUUCUUGGGGAAAAGCUGAACGAAAUGCCUGUGCAUGGAGUCCAAACUCCUACAGCAAUGCAGGAGAGGUCUGUAGAUUCACCAUCACUGCAGGUGGGUUAUAACAACUACCAAAAUGGAGGAGGAAUGUACCGUUCACAGUCCUUUGGAAAUCAGCCACCCAGUAGCCCUGAGACCAACCCUAAAAUGAUGCCCAAAGCCCCUGAGAGGAGUACCAGUAGUCGAGAGGCAGUUCAAAGAGGUCUUAACCACUGGCACCAGCAUAGUCUUCCAGAUGAUCCCUUUGGGCCUCCUCCUCAGUCAACCCACAGCCUCCCUCAUUUCCCAACUUCUGCCUCACAGCGAGACAUUGAACAGUCCAUAGAAGCACUAAACAUGCUAAUGCUUGAUCUAGAUCCAAUCAACUCACACAUGUGUAAGUCCCACAGUGCACCACCUGGAGAUAACACCCUCAGUUCAUCCCAGAUACCAUUCUCCCAGACCCUGGCUAGGCCAUCCUACCAAGGGGACUCUGCCAUCCAUGGCUACAACAACCCAGGGUCAAUGAACAGCACCUAUCAUCAGCGGCAACCUGGGAGGGUCCCAGCAGUGCCAAACCAGAGUCCCGUCACGGAGUCUCCAACGUACUCACCCCAAAGGUCCAACACUGGUUACCCAUACCAGAACACCACCCCAACACACACUCCUGAGCCCUACCUCCAUACACGCCAAGCAGCCCAUCAUUGUCCCAUUGAUACUUCUGCUAAUGUCAACCAGCAGUCUCCCCAGAAAUUAAUAAACUCAACAAGCAGAGUUUCACACUCCCCAGACCUACAGGGGCCAUCUCCUUACCCAGGACACAGCACCUCUUCUUCUCCUCUUCCUGCGCUCACCCCCCAACCCAAGGAAAUGUCUUCUUCUCCCUUGCCAAGAGAGCAAGAUGCAGAGGAGGAGACUCUGAACUUGGAAGGCCUGGUUGCUCACCGUAUCGCUGAGUACAACGCUCGUAUUCGGGGCAUCAGUGAAAGCAUGACAUCCCAACAAUCUGACCGCCAUCGCUCCUAUUCCUUCUCUGGAGUUCGUUCCAGAGGAAUGACCCCAGAGGUGACGCAGGAGACAGGCAGACGCCGGACCACAAGCGAGGGCCACUACCAGUGCGGUCAUGAUAACGUCUCUGCGUCUCAUUCGCCGGACUUUGCCAACAAUCUGGCUCUGAAUCCAGGUGGAAGACCCAGAGAGGGUCUUAUGCACAGUUACCGGGAAGCAUUUGAAGAUGAUGAGACUUGUCGCCAUGGCAAUAGUUCCUCUUUUGAAAGCAGUGCUCGAUCUACUCCAGGUUUGACAAAGACACCUCUGUCUGCUCUGGGACUAAAACCUCAUCAACAAGGUGGAUCAGACUCUGAUUGUAAUAAUGCACAGCAAGAUAAUCGCAGCGCUGGGGACAUGAGACCACAACCAUUCACCGCUCCUCUGUCCUUCAGCAGUCCUAUCCACACCACUGACGGAAGGAGGACUGGUUCUUCAGACAGCGCCCCCCGCAGUCCCGCCUCCCCAUACACCAACAGACCUGCGUCCCCUGAGGGCUCCCAGGUCAACAUCAUGGGUGUCCACACAGUCCCCGGCAGUCCGAACACCCUCCACCGCACAGUGGCCACCAACACGCCUCCCAGCCCCGCCCUUCAAAGACGCCUAGGUCAAGCAAGCCCCUCCCUGACUAGACACCAGCCCCCAUCCAGCCCUCUGAUAGGUCGAAACCCUAAAACUGCAAGCACCGCCAUCCCCCCAAGUCCACUAAUGGGGCGGCGUGCGGGGUCGAGCGGCUGCAACACACCCGAUGAGCUGGGGGCUGCCUCUCGUCAGGGGAGCGCCCAACCGCCUCCCACCCCCGCCUUUCCCGUCUCCCCACAGCUUCCAGAGAAGAGACACAUGUCCAGUGGAGACGCAGAGAGGACAGACAACAGGAACCUGACGCCAGCCAGCGGUGGCAGCACGCCAAACCUUUCCGGCACACAUACCCUCCCAGACGUCUCCAAGUCCAUCUAUGAUGGUUAUCCAGACAUUAAGAUGAAUGUUAAGUUUGUCCAGGACACUUCUAGGUUCUGGUACAAGCCAGAUAUCUCCAGAGAACAAGCCAUUAGUCUGUUAAAGGACAGGGAGCCAGGGGCGUUCAUCAUACGGGAUAGCCACUCUUUUCGUGGAGCCUACGGUCUGGCCAUGAAGGUGGCCUGUCCCCCACCAACUGUCCAGCAAAACAAAAAAGUUGCCGACAUGACCAAUGAGCUGGUGAGGCACUUCCUGAUUGAGACCAGCCCCAAAGGCGUUCGCCUGAAAGGUUGCCCCAAUGAACCCUAUUUUGGAUGUCUCUCUGCUCUGGUGUACCAACAUGCAAUGACUCCUCUGGCUCUGCCCUGCAAGCUGAUGAUCCCCACCAAAGAUCCAAAUGAAGAGGCGCUGGAACUUGCUACACCUACUGAUCAAGUUGUUGAGCUUCUCAAACAGGGAGCAGUUCAGAAGGUUCCUGAGGAAGCCUAUGCAUGUAACGUUCUCUUCAUCAACUCUGUGGACAUGGAGUCACUCACGGGGCCUCAGGCCAUUGCCAAGGCCAUUAGUCAGACACUGACAACCAAUCCACUCCCAGCGGCCACCACUGUCCACUUCAAGGUGUCCAUGCAGGGUAUCACCCUCACUGACAGCCAGAGAAAAAUUUUCUUCCGGCGACAUUAUCCCCUUAACACAGUUACCUACUGUGAUUUGGACCCCCAAGACAGAAAAUGGAUAAAAGACGGAGGUGGAUCAGUAAAGCUUUUUGGGUUCGUUGCAAGGAAACAAGGAAGCACAACGGACAAUGUCAGCCACCUGUUUGCUGAACUGGACCCAGAUCAGCCCGCCUCGGCCAUCGUCAGCUUUGUCUCCAAGAUGAUGAAGCGGUGAAACCCUGAAACUUCAAAUGGCAGUGGUCGGGUUGCAAUCUUCCAUCAUCGUUGGCGUCUUUUUUAAAAGGAUGCAACGUUGUCCUUUUCUUUUUUUGUUUGUUUUCUUUGUUCUCGCCUUCUUUUUUUUCCUUCUCUGCCUUGCUGGUGUGUCUUUCUUGAGAGCCGUCUCCACCCGGAGGCAUCGGCAUUGGCACAGAGCGGAGCUAGCGGACGUGUGGAGUGGAGCAGAGCACGUGACAGGAACGCAACAUGGCAAAGUUGAGUGACGGGAACAUGUAAGAACUUGUGGAUUUUUUUUUUUCCGUUCAUUUUAUUGAUUUACCAAAGGUAGUUGCAAUACAAGUGCAAGAAUGAUGUAGCUAGUAAGCCAUUAAUAGUUUUCUCUUUUUAAAAGAUGAAGUGAAACAAAAGAAAAACAAAACAAGAUGAAAGAAAUGUUGUUUCUCUUGAACUUUGAUUCUUCAGGAAAAAAAAGGUGGAAAAAAAAACUUUCUGAAGACGUUAUGCAUGUUAGCUUGAUCUUUAAGCUCGGUUCUUCUACUUUCCACAAAAAGUAAAUGUGAACUACUUAGAGGUCAUUUUAUGGGUCUGCUGUGUGUUGGAAAGGGCUUUGCAGUGAAAUAACUGAUCUAAACUGUGCAUAGCAGACCUCAUCUACUAAAAACAAAACAAAAAAAAAAACCUUGAGGGUCAUUUUGUGUCGGUGCAAACCAUGCUCGCAUUCUUUCAGCAUCCAAUCCUUUAAAAAAAAAAAAAAAAAAAAAAAAAAAGAAUUGCUGGAUAAACUCCAGCCUGAAAUCAUCAAAUCGCCUAAAGAUGUGCAGACAGUCUGUCCACAAGAUGGCGCCACUUAUCCUUCCUUAGAGACUUCUUCCAUCAGCACCUGCUUUGCAGAAACUGAUCUGUUUGUAAGACGCUGCCACAGAAACACACUGGAAACCACCGGGAACCGGCCCAAUGACCUGGACCUAUGCACUGUUCUUUAUGCAUGUUAUUGUCCCAAAAUGCACCUCCAUCAAAGCUCCGUUUACCAUCUCUGAGAACAUUCUUUGCCAUGUGUGUACAAUAAAAAAAGAUAAAGAAUUAUCUACCUUUAGACAAGAGUUAAACUUGUCCAAAACUGCAUGAAAUAGAAAUUUUUUAGUCAUUUCAGAGUUCUGAAAAAUUGACAGAUUACUGAAGUAGCUAUUAUGAUGGCAAGUUUAUAUAUUUAUUUUUUAUUUAAUUUUUUGUCCUGUUCUGUUCCAUUUGUGUCAAAACUCCAGUUAUUUAUUCCCUGUUGUUAUUGGUCCAUUUAAGCCCUAAGUUCUGAUUUUUUUUUCUUUCACACAGUCCUCCCACGUUUAACUAUUCAGGACCUUUUGAGACAAAGGGAAAGAAACAUUUUUAAAAAAAUUAUAAAUUUUUGUCUGCUGAGAACAGAACUAGCCUGAACUGUAUAUGGACCCAGUACGGUUUUGGGUUUCUUUUUUUUACUUCACACUGCAAAAUUUGACAUUUUAGUACCUUAUAGAACAAAACAAACAAAAAUACUAAAUUAAAUUAUUCAUUUUCUUUUCUUUCUUAGUAGUUAUGUCUUUCUGAAGAUCAGGAAAUUCAACUUUUGCUCCUUUCAUAAAUAUUAAUGUCAUGUUUCACAUUUCAAGCAAAAAGGAUGCUGACAAAAAAGACAAAAAGUUAAGCAAAUAUUCAGAUUUUCUCCAGUUGUUUUCUUUUUCCAGGAGUUAUGGGUGUUUCAAAAAGUCUUACCCUCACACUUUUUUGAAUGAAAAAGAAAAACUACACACAGAGUGCAUGAUGAACAUAUGCUUAGACUUUCACAGUACCGUAUUCAUAUGAUAACAU